AUGGCUUUUCUUCCGGUGAGCGAUCGCGAGAGUGCUUGGGUUUUCCUAACAGACGGUGACACUGAGGCGGCCGUGCUCGAUUUGAAUGGGAUUUAUGUGAUUCUCGAUGGAGGAACACAGCCAAUCGAGAUGAUCUCAUUGUUUCGAAAUCCCGAGUUGGCCGUUUUGUCGACCGCCUCAAAUAACACCCUUUCGAAUGUGUUGGCGCUGAAUGAGAGACAGGGAAACGUACCAGUGUUGGGCCGUGUUCCGCGUGUUUCCUCAAAUCAUAAAGGCCAAACAGCCGAUCUUCUUCAAAGGACUUUUGCCAACAAAACGCGAAUCGUCCCCUCAAAACCCGUUGAUGUCAAGAAGAUUGAAGCGACCACCGUUUUUAAGAGCUACCGUACCGGCACCCUAGAAGUGUUCGUGUUGAGUGGAGAGCAAAAAGAGGUUGAGAAUUUGCAAAAAGCUGUCGAUGGAGGUGAUGAGCAAAAGAUUCUGGAGGCAGCUCGCGCGGCAACUCUCAUCACGUUGAUCGUUUAUAUCCCCGUGGAAAGUGAUCGACUGGUGAAAAGGAUUUUGCACACAGGCAAUGCUGACUACGAGAAGAUCGUGCAAGCGGUGGACAAAUUGAAGACGCUUCCUCUUGUCACCGAGCCAACGAUCACCGUUGAACAGUACAGAAAGGGUGGAGUGGCGAAACCAGCGCCAAAAGCUCCUGCUCCACCAAAAGCCGCUGCACCCCCGAAGGCAGCCCCCACUCCAGCACGACCUGUCAGUAAACCUGCUCCCAAGACUGCUCCACCGCCAGUGAAGCCAAUCCGCGCCGCUCCUCCACCACCCACAAAUCGGGCGCCACCCGCAGAACGGCAAAGAGCCGCACCAGGAGCCACCAAACCCAACGGAGUUCCUUCAGCCAGUCGAGCACCACCGAAAACCAGCGCUCCUCCGGCGAAACCAGCUCGAACCACAAAUAUCGAGCCGUCUGUGACAAAGAAAACUAUUGCCCCAUCCCGAGGCGCGGCCGCAUCGAAGCCAGCCGCCCCACCGCCUAAAGGAUCCGCCGGAAAGCAACCAACCCCGAUUCCCCGACAACCAGCUGCACCAAAACCGGUCGAGCCCCAAGCGCCCGCUAAACCCGAACAGCCUUCCACCGACGUCCAUCCACCGAUCUCUUCGUCCCAUCCGGAUCCCACAAUCCCCACUCCACCAUCACCCAAAUUCGAUCUAUUGCCAGACAUUGGAGAAAAACUCGGAGAUCACAAUGACCAUCCACAAAGCGAUGAUAUCGAGCCACCAAUUCCCACUCCAUCUCCACCACCAAUCAUCGCUCCACCCGAGCCCGUUCACCCUGUCGAACCGUCAGCUCCUCAAUUGCCUGAUCGCCCGAAAAGUCCCGAGAUUUUACCUGAGUUUAAGAGUCCACAUCAACCCGAAGUGCUCACCGAUGAGGGACUGUUGGAGGUAGGAGAACCACCAAUGCGAAUGCGGAAAAUCUCGAUGGAUACCGAGGAUGAAAAUGCGAAGAAAAUCCUUGACGAGAUUAGGGGAGACGUGACAAAUGCGGUACAAGAAUGCGAGAAAACGAUCGAGCGAACGCUUUCACAAGCCGCCGAUCAAUCUCCAUUAGAUGAUGAUCAUCAAGACGAUCACUUCACCCAUCAACCAAUCGAUCACUUCACCCAACAAUCGCAAAAUGUUGUCACCGAGAGUGCCCAUUCACUCAUCGACACCACCCCGGCCCACCACCCCGGCACAAACGACACACAUGAUCCAUUCGGUCUGGACGCUCCAUCGCCUUUCGCGUCAGGGCUCGCCUCGACCAUUGUUGAUGGGGCAACGCUGGAAAGUGCGACACAGAAUGCUCGUUCUCUUUUGGACGGUUUUGUCGAUACGGUGCAACACGCGGCUGAUGUAGUGGCUGAUAAGGUGGUCGAUAUGGCCGACAAUGUUGGAGCGAGAGUAGAAGAUCUCGUUGAUUUUGGUGAGAAAAAGCCUGAAACUCCAACUGAUCUUCAUCGAAAAGCCAGUCAAGAUGUAUUGGACAGUUUGAGUGAAGAAUCGUCGGUGAUUGAUCGAAAAAUGAGUGAACCGGGUGAUCCACACAAUCAUCAUGAGCAUCACGAUCAAAAUGGAGCUCAUCAAACAACAUUGGUAUCCGACUUCGCCGAACAUCCACAGGGACUUGGACCCGUUAAAAGAAGUAUUGGGAAAGAAGCACAGGUGACCGAUUACUUUGCGGGAAGUCAACGAUUGGGUGCAGCUGGAAAGAAACCCGUCCCUUCACUUUCUCGUCCAUUCUACUUCGAGCUAGCCUGGACUCCGAGAAAUGGCUCAAAAUGUGCAUUGAGUGACGAAGCGUUGGCUGAUUCGUUCUUCUCGAAAUUCAGAUCCUCUGUGAUCGUUUUCCAAUCAGAAGACGUGCCGACAUUCAUUUUGGAGUCAUGGCUGCGUGCAAAGCAAACAGCUUUGGAUUGGAAAGCUCCACAAGCCUUAUUGCCAACUAGAGAGGGAACAGCCCUUCAAGCAUUCCGAACGAUGAAAGCUGAUGAUCUACAAGCUGUACACGCUACCCUCCGAACGGCGCUUGAUCAUUGCACAACAAAGGUUGAAGUGAACGGUGGAGAGAAAGCGUUCAACACGGUGAAGAUCGAGUUA
Messenger RNA from Mesorhabditis belari, 2640 nucleotides. The record is from the annotation of a GenBank genome assembly. Lineage: Eukaryota; Metazoa; Nematoda; Chromadorea; Rhabditida; Rhabditidae.